GGAAGGCCAGUUCCAGGGAGCAAACAGCGGCCCUCAUAAACGACAGCUUGUUAGUUCUCAGAGCACUUGUGUUGGGGGAUGUGUUUCGAGGACCCCAGCCUACUCUGAAAUGAACCCAUCUAUCUUUGACCUUGACCUUGUCUACUCAGAUAUUGAGGGGCUCCCCUGUUCCUGGGGUGAGGCACAUAUGGCAGUGGGAGGGGUGAGAGGCUUUGGUGGAGGUGCGGCCACUGUGCCCCUUCUUCACACUGGGGGGCAACUUCUUGGACCCUCCAACGUCACAGACGGAAGAGAGCCUUUCUUCCCAUUGGGAAUGCCCUCUCGUUGCCCGAGGCAGAAUCCACCUGUGCCCAGUGCCGUGAACGGUCCUCGGUUCUCUCAGAACGUGGCCAAAUUCAACCCUGGGUUCGAGGGGGUGGACGAGGCAGCUGAUGUCCUCCUCCAAGGCUGCUCAGGCCAAGCCAAGAGAAGGGAGGCAGCCCCUGGCCACCGUGCACUGACCACACGAUUGUCGCCGACUCUAGGAACUACACCGUGGUGAACACGGAGAAGGGCCUUAUGGAAGUGCAGCGGAUGAGCUGUGCGGGAAUGAAGCUAAGCUGCCAGCUCAAGGUCCAGAACUCUCUGUGGACAGCCACCGAGGACCAGAAGAUCUACAUCUAUAACCUCAAGGGCAUGUGCCCCUUAAACACACCCCAACGGGCUUUGGACACCCCGGCGGUCGUCACCUGCUUGUUGGCAGUGCCUAUUAUUAAAAAGAAUUCCUACCUGGUGCUGGCAGGCCUGGAUGACGGGCUUGUGGCGGUGUUUUCCGUGGUGCGGGGUGCCCCGGACCACAGCUGCUCCUACCUGUGCUCACACACGGCCAACAGGUCCAAGUUCAGCAUCCCAGAUGAAGACACGCGGCAGAACCCCUACCCCGUGAAGGCCAUGGAGGUGGUCAACAGCGGGUCCGAGGUCUGGUACAGCAACGGGCCGGGCCUGCUGGUCAUCGACUGUGCAGCCCUGGAGAUCAGCAGGAGGCUGGAGCCCUACUCGGCCCCUUCGGUGGUCACCUCGGUCGUGGGCAGCUCUGAGUGCCGAGGGGAGGAGGUCGUCUGGUGCCUGGACGACAGGGCCAACUCCUUGGUGAUGUACCACGCAGCCACCUACCAGCUGUGUGCCCGGUACUUCUGCGGGGACCCCAGCCCGCUCAGAGACAUGUUUCCUGUGCACCCACUGGGCCCGGAGUCCCUGGGCAGCCACGCAGCUGGCUCUGAAGAGCCCGAGGGGGACUCCAUCGCGGACGUGAGCAUCAUGUACAGCGAGGAGCUGGGCACGCAGAUCCUGACCCACCAGGACUCGCUGACCGACUACUGUUCCAUGUCCUCCUACUCCCCCUCCUCUCCCCACCGGGCCCCCGCGGCCUCCUCCAGCCUGCCCUGCUCCCCAGCAAGCUCUUCCAGCGUGCCCUUCUCCACCGACUGCGAGGACUCCGACCGGCUGCAUGAGCCCGCCGCGGGCUCCGACAGGUCUGAGCACGACCUGACCCCCAUGGACGGGGAGGCUUUCAGCCAGCAUCUGCAGGCCGUGAGGAUCCUAGCCGUGAAAGACGUCAUCUGGGUCCCCAGGCGCGGGGGCGACGUUAUUGUCAUUAGCCUGGAGAAGGAGGCCGGCAGCCAGCGGGGCCGCGUCAUCGCCGUCUUAAAAGCCCGGGAGCUGACUCCGCAUGGGGUGCUUGUGGAUGCAGCCGUGGUGGCAAAGGACACAGUCGUGUGCGGCUUUGAGAACGAAAACACGGAGUGGUGCCUAGCUGUCUGGAGGGGCUGGGGCACUAGGGAGUUUGACGUUUUCUACCAGUCCUACGAGGAGCUGGGCCGACUGGAGGCUUGCAUGCGGAAGAGAAGGUGAUUCCUGUGGAAUGACAGUCGUGGAGACCCGGCUGCCCCGGGUCAGUGGCUUGACCCCCCUGCCUGCAGCCUGCCGCCCCCCUGAGGACCCAGAAGAUGGAGUGGGUUCGCCCAUGAACCACUUGCUGCUAGAAGUGCCGAGAAGUUACCACCCUGGCCGUGGUCUGGGGGGCUCCCCGGUUCUCCAGAGCAGAGUUAGCUGCCUACCUCCAUUCUCCCAUUGCUGGUUUUACAACCCAAGAGAAGACGGUGGGGCCCAGUUGGGAGCAACUCCCCCUGCCUCCUCCACCCACUUCCAGGAGCAGGGGACGGGGAUCCCGCUCCACACUGGGUCACACAAAGCGGGGCUGGGUCUUCAUGGCACAGUUCCCUCCCUAGGUCUGGGAGGCAUUACACUAGAGGCUCUCAGCUGGGGAGCAGUUCGGGGCAGGGGAGGAGGGGGCCGUGACCUCUGCCCCUUCCCCGAGUGGCCUCCAGGCUCUCAGCACAUUUCACAAGCCCCUGGGGGCUCCAGUGCCCCAGGGCCGCGCUUGGGCAAGCUGAGAUCAGAUGUCUCCCGCUUAGGAAAGUCUCUGUGUGAGGAGCCCUCAGAAGGACCGUCGGGGAGGAGCGCUGCCCAGUCUGGGGGAAUGAAUGAGUUCCUUUAAGUGACCCAGCCGGAAAGCCAAGAGCUAACGCAGGGCUCAGAGCACCCACUCAGCCUCUACAUUCUUCUCCCGCCGACAAAAGGCAGGGGAAACUCAAUCAUCAGGACUUAAGAAAGGGCCGUGUGUUUAUAGCUUUGUAAAGUAAACUUGGACACAGCUGAAGCACAAGCCCUGUCUGUUUGCACAUAAUAAUCUUGUUUAUCACUUUAACAAAUUAAGUAAUAGCUCAGUGGUUAGGCCCCGGUUGUGAAAUCACAUCGUAUGGGGCUUCUACCAAAUUAUGCAUCAGCAUUGACUACACACAUGUACAGCAAAGUCUAAAGAGCAAAAUUGUUAAUGGGGGGUUUAUGGGUCUGACAACGACCGUUUUUAUAAAUUACGCACACACACAUGCACACGUACCACAUGGUUCCCAAGAGGAAUCACUUAAGGCUGCUGACCCCAGAACGGCGGUGUGAACAUGAGGUCAUACUCCAGUUCAAGUUGUUGACCUUUUCCUAAAAUUAAGUUAUAAAAAUCAAACUUAAGAUUGGCUGGGAUAUGCGGGCAAAUGUGGUUCCUUUUAUCUGAAAAUAAACGGAUUCUCUUGAGAAUGA
Molecule: messenger RNA, 3132 nt
Organism: Leptonychotes weddellii (Weddell seal)
Lineage: Eukaryota; Metazoa; Chordata; Mammalia; Carnivora; Phocidae
Source: RefSeq, a predicted model, not a curated record